AUGGAGGAAACAAUGCGAUUUAUCAUAAGUGCCGCGAAAAUGGCGAAUCGCGAAAUCGGCGAAUUCGAGCAAAAAAUGGCGGCUAAAGGAGAAAGCUCGAGUUUUCAACUCGACGCGAUGAAGGCGGUUCGUGUCAAAUUGGAAGAAUGCCUAGACUGGCAAACUCGUGGUUAUCCCCCAGUGCCGGCAACCGCCUCAAAUAACGCGCCGAAACGGGAAAUUUCGACGCAGACCGUACGAAAACGAAUGAAGAACCGUGAAACGUUCACCGAACCGUUGGAAACGACAGAUGCUGAAGCCCAAGUCUUUGUCAAUUUAACGGAUAGUGAAGAAUGCUCGAUGGAACUUUGCGAUUCCGACGAUGAGGGCCGAAAUGGGGCGGAGAGGAACAUGAAUAGGAGUUUUGAGAAUUACGAAGAGAGGGCUCAAAAACCGUACGUGGUACUACCGCCUCAAUCGCGAUAUUCGCCGGAACGAUCGCCUAGAUCGCGGCAACACCAGAGGCACGAUGAGCAUCGCUUCUACUCAACUAGCUCAUCGCAUAGAACAACACCCGACGGAAUUCUUAUACCAUUUUGCCCAAGAGAGCGCAAAAUUCGAGAACAUUUUAAUAAUGUUCCGAAUCGAAAUACGUGCAGAUACUGUGGAAAUCGAUGGCACGAUUCUGCGAAAUGCCACGUCAUCACCUGUAUUUGCCAACGACUUGAAGUGCUUCGAGAAAAAGGAAUUUGCUAUAAGUGUGGGGGACAUCACAGAAUGGUGGAUGAGAACGACUGCUAUAAACCAGUGCGAUGUUUUGUGUGUGGAAAGAAACAUAUUAUUCGAAAAACGCCGAUUCGGGUCCUGAAAAAAUGGAUUGUCGUGCUCGUCUACAGCAUCAGCCUCUACCUCAUCGGGCUCGUGUUCUCGACGGACGCCGGCCUCUACUGGUUCGAGAUGUUCGACGACUACUCGGGAUUCAGCUCGGUGUGCACGGCGAUCGUCGAGGUCGUCGUCGUCGUCUACGUGUACGGCGCCGCGAACUUCUCGAACGACAUCCGCGAGACGCUCGGCGAGCCGCGCGCGAUGCUCUCCGCCUGGCUCGGCGGCACCUCGCCAUAUUUCGUCUGGAACUGGCGUCUCAUCACACCGACCAUCGGACUCCUCGGCGAAACUGUCGAGCUAAAACUUGGCAAAUUUCCAAACUAUCGACGAACCACUAAGGGUAAGGAGCAGGUGUUUCGAAUUUGCAACGGCAAAAACGCCAAAAAAUGCGGAUACUGGGAGUAUGUCGAUACCAAACAGAAGAAUGAAUACGCAGCGAAGACGAGUCGCAAAAAUGGCAAUACUCUUGUUUUAAAGCAAGUCUCACCGGAUGACGAAGGAGUGUAUAUUUCAAAACAGGCUACUAUCAGCUUGGUAGUAGAGUUGCCAAUGGUUGGAAAGAAAUAA
This is a messenger RNA of Caenorhabditis bovis, 1431 nucleotides long. Lineage: Eukaryota; Metazoa; Nematoda; Chromadorea; Rhabditida; Rhabditidae. The record is from the annotation of a GenBank genome assembly.